AAAGGCAGUUAAUUUAUCAGUAAAAAUAGUCACAACAUGUUAAAUUAUUUGCGAAAAUUAACUUGCAGAACACUUCCAUUUGUUGUAUUGCUUCUUUUUACCUUGGCAAUAUUACUGAAUACGAAUUUUCAAAAUUUUGGUUAUAAAGCAAGGAGAACAUUUAUUAAAAAAGAUCUACAAAAACUUAUAGCGAAAGAAAGUGAUAAGAGACCACCAGUAGAAACCACAAAAAAAGAAGAAGAAUAUCAAACAUAUAUAUUAAAGACAAGCAAUAAAAAAAAGUUACAAAAGACAGGGAACAAAACACAGAAAAGAAAAGAGUCUGUAAAAAAUACUACAGCAAACAACCAAGAAAGUAAGGAUUUAAAAACUAUCCUUUUAUAUACACCUUGUUUUGGUGAAAAACCAUGGUUCGGAUUGUACGAAAACUAUUUCAACGAGCAAAUCAUAAAAGAAAAAUGUAGAGUGAAGCAAUGCCGAGUUACAUACGACAUAAAUCUUUAUUCAAAAUCGGAUGUUGUUGUUUUUCAUGGAAAAGACACACAAGAACUACUUAAAUAUCUUAACAUUUUUAGCCAAAAACCGAAAAAUCAAAUAUGGGCAUGGUUAAGUGGUGAAACACCUCUUUCAUCACCAUAUCGUCAUUUAGAGAAAAUAAAAAAAGUCACCGACAAUUUUUUUAAUAUGAUUAUAACUUACAAGCUCAACUCAGAAAUUCCAAUACCGUAUGGUAAAUACAAAAUACAUGAUACAAAGGAAAAAAGACCUGAGCUAUUAAAAAAUUUUGCAGAAGGAAAAACUAAAAUGGUAGCUUGGAUGGUGGGAAACUGCGUGCCAUACACAAGACACAAAAUUGCACAAGAUUUAGUCAAGGAAGGCAUAACUAUAGAUAUUGCAGGUAUUUGUGAGAGCAUGUACAGUGGAUUUGGAUCUAUGGGCUGCAUUGGUUCUAACUGUAGCAAAGUGCUAUCAAAGUACAAGUUUUAUUUUGCAGCUGAAAAUAUUGUGUGCAAGGAUUACGUCACUGAAAAAUAUUGGAGACACCCACUGCAACACAACAUGGUACCUAUCGUGUUGGCAGCCAACGACAAUGUUAUGAUCCCUGGUUCAUAUAUAAGCAUUGAUCAAUUUAGUUCAAUGGCAGAAUUAGCAAAAUUUUUAACCAUACUUGACAACAGAGAUGAUCUAUACAACAGAUAUUUCCAGUGGAAAUUCAAAUAUAGCAGUGUGAUGCUAACAGAAGGGUUUCCAUUUCCAGAAAUUUUUGUUUGUCAACUAUGCAACAUCACUAAUACAAAAAACUACAAACGAAAAACAUUAAAAAUGUCACAAGUAUGGAAUGCAGGCACAGAAUGCGAUUCAAACAACAGAAAUUCUAGUUACAUUGAAGACAAUUUAACUUUUAAAAAUAGAAGCUUACUAAGUAUUAUACCAAAAUUAUGAAACAAAAUGAUGUUGAAAAUAACCAUAAAUCUUCAACUUUCUUAUGUAUUUCAAAAAUGAUUUUCAUAAAUUAGUCAAUGUAGAUCAUACACAUCAACAAUAUAUGUAUACAUUAACAAGACAUGUAAACAGUUAUGUUUAUUACGAUUAAAUGAGAUAACAUUGUCAAGCAAUUUUGUAACCCUGUUAUUAAUCAAACUACACAUCGUCUCUCUGCAUCAAUUAACCAUUGAACUUUAUAAUAUUUUAAAGAUCAAAACAUGAUAAUAAUUAAACUCAUCAACUGAUAACACUUGAACUGCCUAUUAAACUCCUUAUAAUGGUAAUCUAAUAUGGUAAAUAACUUAAUCUAAAUUAUAUCUCAGGAGACAACAAAUGGACAGAGUAUCCUUUGUUCUUUUAACAAACACGAUGUUAUGAUAUAAUUCAAAAUUUUUAAAGUUUUAUAUGGGUAAGCUAAGAUGUAGUUUAUCACAUUUCAAUUACUUAACACAAAACAUUGCACUUCUAAAAUUCCACAUUUUUGAAGGUCAACAUAAAAAAAAACAGUUACGUGUAAAAUUAUUGCACAGAAAAACAGAAUUUGCAUUUUUAUUCUUGUAUAGACAAGAUUGUGUUCACACUAAUCCUUGCAAAAUCUUUUUUAGACUUUAGAAUAAAAUAUAACAUUUUUCUAAGCAGCGUAAAUGAGUUGGUGGAGGGGACAAUAUCAUGACUAAGGAGGCCAAAUCAAUUCUGUGGCUGCCUUUUAAAAUAUUUUAAAAAAAUCCGAGAUUGGCAAAAUGCUACUCAUUUUCUAAUGUUUUACUGUGUACUGUGUAUCAUCCCUUAAACCAGUUUUAUCAGCCUUGUUAAGAUUUCUAAGAUCGCGUUUCAUGAUUUCAGAACAAAGCAUAGCUUUGUUUAAGCUUCAUAUAAUCACGUCUUGAUAACUAUAAAUAUAUAUAAACAAUAACUAAAAAACACAGCUUUCUACAAUCACGUCGACUUCUGGAAUAAAAAGUCUUUUUGGUACAUUUAACACAAAAUUCACAUGAAAAUUUGUAAGACAAUUUAUAUUGACAAAAAUUAAUUUAUAAUUCGUAAAAUGUAAUUUCAUAAAAUUUCAUAAAAAAUGUGAUUUAUUUGUACAACAAUUUAUAUUGACAAAAAUUAAUUUAUAAUUCGUAGAACGUAAUUUCAUAA
Molecule: messenger RNA, 2628 nt
Organism: Hydractinia symbiolongicarpus
Lineage: Eukaryota; Metazoa; Cnidaria; Hydrozoa; Anthoathecata; Hydractiniidae
Product: 4-galactosyl-N-acetylglucosaminide 3-alpha-L-fucosyltransferase FUT5-like
Exons: 1
Coding region: 37-1443 (468 amino acids)
Cellular component (GO): membrane
Molecular function (GO): alpha-(1->3)-fucosyltransferase activity
Source: RefSeq, a predicted model, not a curated record